Molecule: messenger RNA, 7705 nt
Organism: Pelmatolapia mariae (spotted tilapia)
Lineage: Eukaryota; Metazoa; Chordata; Actinopteri; Cichliformes; Cichlidae
Product: myosin-9-like
Exons: 42
Coding region: 243-6197 (1984 amino acids)
Cellular component (GO): myosin filament; myosin II complex; cytoplasm
Molecular function (GO): microfilament motor activity; actin filament binding; ATP binding
Source: RefSeq, a predicted model, not a curated record
AACCAGAGACCAGCCAGUGGAAGAGGGAGGGAAAAAGGAAGAGGGGGAGAGAGAGAGAAAAAAAAAGAUAGAAAGAGCGACUGACUGAAGUGGAGGAAGCGAGCUCUGUAGUUUAGCCUGAACUCUUCGAAGCUGCUGCCGACAGGAAGAUAAGUUUGUCUCACUGCGACGCUGACUGAGCCACACGGUUGUUGUUAGCCACCCUCUUAAAAAAGGCAUCCUGCACCCCAAAAGCAGCAACCAUGUCGGAUGCAGACAAGUUUCUGUACGUGGACCGUAAUGUGGUCAACAACCCACUGGCACAAGCUGACUGGGCUUCCAAGAAGCUGGUAUGGGUGCCCUCGGAGCGCCUGGGGUUCGAGGCCGGCUCCAUCAAGGAGGAGCACGGCGACGAGUGCGUUGUGGAGCUGGCAGACUCUGGAAAGAAGAUCCGAGUGAACAAGGAUGACAUCCAGAAGAUGAACCCCCCGAAGUUCAGCAAGGUCGAGGACAUGGCCGAGCUCACAUGUCUGAAUGAGGCAUCCGUGCUGCAUAACCUGAAAGAGAGAUAUUACUCUGGUCUUAUAUAUACAUACUCUGGCCUCUUCUGUGUCGUCAUAAACCCCUACAAGAACCUGCCCAUCUACUCAGAGGAGAUCGUUGACAUGUACAAGGGCAAAAAGAGGCACGAAAUGCCACCCCACAUCUACGCCAUCACUGACACGGCUUACAGAAGCAUGAUGCAGGAUCGUGAAGACCAGUCCAUCCUUUGCACAGGCGAGUCUGGUGCUGGUAAGACAGAGAACACGAAGAAGGUCAUCCAGUAUCUCGCUCACAUCGCCUCCUCUCACAAGACCAAAAAAGAUCAGAACAACUUGGUCCUGUCACAUGGGGAGCUGGAGAAGCAGCUGCUGCAGGCUAACCCCAUUCUAGAAGCCUUUGGAAAUGCCAAGACUGUCAAAAAUGACAAUUCCUCCAGAUUCGGAAAAUUCAUCAGAAUCAAUUUCGACGUCAAUGGUUACAUCGUUGGUGCCAAUAUUGAAACUUACUUGUUGGAGAAAUCCCGUGCCAUUCGCCAGGCCAAAGAAGAGCGGACCUUUCACAUCUUCUACUACUUGCUCACAGGGGCUGGAGACAAAUUGCGCAGUGAUCUCCUCCUGGAAAAUUACAACAACUACCGUUUUCUUUCCAAUGGGAACGUCACAAUUCCGGGCCAACAGGACAAGGAUCUGUUCACAGAGACCAUGGACGCCUUCAGGAUCAUGGGUAUUCCAGAGGAUGAGCAAAUUGGUCUGUUGAAGGUGGUGGCAUCUGUUCUGCAGCUUGGAAACAUGAGCUUUAAGAAGGAGCGCCACACAGACCAAGCCUCCAUGCCUGAUAACACAGCUGCCCAGAAGGUAUGCCACCUCAUGGGUAUGAAUGUCACAGACUUCACCAGGGCCAUCCUGUCACCCAGAAUCAAGGUGGGCCGAGACUAUGUCCAGAAGGCUCAGACUCAGGAGCAAGCAGAGUUUGCUGUGGAAGCCCUCGCUAAGGCCACAUAUGAGAGGAUGUUCCGCUGGCUCGUCAUGAGGAUCAACAAAGCACUUGACAAGACCAAGAGACAGGGAGCCUCUUUCAUUGGCAUCUUGGAUAUUGCUGGCUUUGAGAUCUUCGAGCUGAACUCAUUUGAGCAGCUGUGCAUCAACUACACCAACGAGAAGCUGCAGCAGCUCUUCAACCACACCAUGUUCAUCCUGGAGCAAGAGGAGUACCAGAGGGAGGGCAUUGAGUGGAGUUUCAUUGACUUUGGCCUAGACCUGCAGCCCUGCAUCGAACUCAUUGAGAAGCCAGCCAGCCCCCCGGGUAUCCUGGCUUUGCUGGAUGAGGAGUGCUGGUUCCCUAAGGCCACAGACAAGAGCUUUGUGGAGAAGGUGCUCCAGGAGCAGGGAACACAUCCCAAAUUCUUCAAGCCCAAGAAACUGAAGGAUGAAGCAGAUUUCUGCAUUAUCCAUUAUGCUGGCAAGGUGGACUACAAGGCAGACGAAUGGCUGCUGAAGAACAUGGAUCCCUUGAAUGACAAUGUGGCUACACUGCUCAACCAGUCGACAGACAAGUUUGUGUCUGAGCUCUGGAAGGAUGAGGUACAUAAUUGUCAGAGAGCCUAUUUUUAUCAGCGUUUUCCUAUUCUGCACUCAGAUCCAGUGGACAGCAUUGUUGGUCUAGAUAAGGUGACUGGCAUGUCUGAGAUGCACGGCGCUUUCAAGACUCGUAAAGGGAUGUUCCGCACGGUGGGCCAGCUGUACAAGGAGCAGCUGUCCAAACUGAUGGCCACACUGAGGAACACAAACCCCAACUUUGUUCGCUGCAUCAUCCCUAACCACGAGAAGAAGGCUGGUAAACUGGACCCCCACCUGGUUCUGGAUCAGCUGAGGUGUAAUGGUGUGCUUGAGGGGAUCCGUAUCUGCAGACAGGGCUUCCCCAACCGCAUCGUCUUCCAGGAGUUCAGACAGAGGUAUGAAAUCCUCACCCCCAAUGCUAUCCCCAAGGGCUUCAUGGAUGGAAAGCAGGCCUGUGUGCUCAUGAUCAAAAGUCUGGAGCUGGAUCCCAACCUCUACCGCAUUGGUCAGAGUAAAGUUUUCUUCAGAGCAGGAGUCCUGGCUCACCUGGAGGAGGAAAGGGACAUGAAGAUCACGGACAUCAUAAUCAGCUUCCAGGCCUGGUGCAGAGGCUAUGUGGCCCGCAAGGCUUUUGCUAAGAGGCAGCAGCAGCUGACUGCAAUGAGGGUGAUCCAGAGGAACUGCGCUGCUUAUCUUAAACUCAGGAACUGGCAGUGGUGGAGGCUCUUCACCAAGGUGAAGCCUCUGCUCCAAGUCAGCAGGCAGGAGGAGGAGAUGCAGGCCAAGGAUGAAGAGCUGAAUAAGGUGAAAGAGAAGCAUUUUCAUGCUGAGCAGCAGCUCCGGGAAAUGGAGGACAAACACCAGCAGCUGAAUGCUGAGAAGAUGGCCCUGCAGGAGCAGCUUCAGGCAGAAACAGAACUCUGUGCCGAAGCUGAGGAAAUGAGAGCCCGUCUCGCUGCCAAGAAGCAGGAGCUGGAAGAGAUCCUCCACGACCUGGAGGCCCGAGUGGAGGAGGAGGAGGAGCGUGCCUCUCACCUGGCAACGGAGAAGAAAAAGAUGCAGCAAAAUAUUUCUGACUUGGAGCAGCAACUGGAUGAGGAGGAAGCAGCCAGACAGAAGCUCCAGCUGGAGAAGGUCACCAUGGAAGCAAAGAUGAAGAAGAUAGAAGAGGAUGUUAUGGUGUUAGAUGACCACAACAACAAACUAAUGAAGGAGAAGAAGCUGCUGGAGGAGAGGAUCUCUGAGUUCACCACCAACCUGGCAGAGGAGGAGGAGAAAUCCAAGAGCUUGCAGAAACUCAAGACCAAACAUGAGGCUAUGAUCACAGACUUGGAGGACCGUCUGCGCAGGGAGGAGAAGCAGCGCCAGGAGCUGGAGAAGAACCGACGCAAGAUGGAGAGUGACUUUACUGAGACAAACGAUCAGAUUUCUGAGCUGCAGGCCCAGAUUGCUGAGCUCCGUGCCCAGUUGGCUAAGAAGGAAGAAGAGCUCCAGGCAGCCCUGGCCAGGAUUGAGGAAGAGGCUGCACAGAAGAACCUGGCCCAGAAAAAGAUCCGUGAGUUGGAAGCUCAGCUCUCCGAGCUCCAAGAGGACUUGGAGCUGGAGAAGCAGGCCCGCGCCAAGGCAGAGAAACACCGCAGGGAUCUGGGAGAAGAGCUGGAGGCCCUCAAGACUGAGCUAGAGGACACUCUGGACUCCACUGCCGCUCAGCAAGAGCUCAGGAGCAAACGUGAGACCGAGGUGGCCCAGCUUAAAAAGACUCUUGAAGACGAAGGCAAAGUUCACGAACAGCAGCUUGCUGACCUGAGACAGAAACACGGUCAGGCCUUUGACGAGCUCAAUGAGCAGCUGGAGCAGGCUAAGAGGAACAAAGCAUCUGUGGAGAAGACCAAACAGGCCCUGGAGUCUGAGAGGAAUGAGCUGUCCAUCGAGCUGCAGACUCUGAUGCAGGGUAAAGGAGAGUCAGAGCAUCGCAGGAAGAAGGCCGAAGCUCAGGUCCAGGAGCUGCAGCUCAAACACUCAGAGAGCGAGCGCCAGAGGCUGGAGCUGGCUGAGAAACUCUCAAAAGUGCAGGCUGAACUGGAGAAUGUUAACAGCGUGCUGAGUGAGGUGGAGGGCAAGUCCAUUAAGGCAACCAAAGACUGCUCUGCUGUAGAAUCCCAGCUGCAGGACGUUCAGGAAUUACUGCAGGAAGAGACGCGCCAGAAACUAUCGGUCAACACACGGCUGCGCCAGCUCGAGGAUGAACAGAACAACCUGAAAGAACAGCUGGAGGAGGAGGAAGAAGCCAAGAGGAACGUAGAGAGGCAGCUCCAAACGGUGCAGGCUCAGCUUACUGAAUUGAAGAAGAAGGCGGAGCAGGAUGCUGGCUCUCUGGAAAGUGCUGAGGAGGGAAAGAAGAAGUUUCAGCGGGACCUGGAGGCAGUGAACCAGCGCCUGGAGGAGAAAUGCGCCGCAUACGAGAAGUUGGAUAAAACAAAAACGCGUCUCCAGCAAGAGUUGGAUGACCUGCAGGUAGACCAGGACCACCUCCGACAGAUCGUGUCCAACCUCGAGAAGAAGCAGAAGAAGUUUGACCAGAUGCUGGCAGAGGAGAAGAAUAUCUCUGCUCGCUAUGCAGAGGAGCGUGACAGAGCUGAAGCUGAAGCCAGAGAAAAGGAGACCCGGACACUGGCUUUAACCCGGGAGCUGGAAGCCCUGACAGAGGUGAAAGAAGAGCUGGACCGCAACAACAAGCUGCUGCGGGCUGAAAUGGAGGACCUCGUAUCCUCCAAGGAUGAUGUUGGCAAGAACGUCCACGAGUUGGAGAAGGCCAAACGUGCAAUGGAGCAGCAGCUGGAGGAGAUGAAGACUCAGCUGGAGGAGCUGGAGGAUGAGCUGCAGGCCACAGAGGACGCCAAGCUGCGCCUGGAGGUCAACAUGCAGGCCAUGAAAGCCCAGUAUGAGAGAGACCUGGCAGGACGCGAUGAGAUGGGAGAGGAGAAGAAGAGGGCACUGGUUAAACAGGUGAGGGAGAUGGAGAUGGAGCUGGAGGAUGAAAGGAAGCAGCGUUCUGCUGCCGUGGCUGGACGCAAGAAGCUGGAGCUGGACCUGAAGGAGCUUGAGGCAGCCAUCGACAUGGCGAACAAGAACCGUGACGAGGCCCUGAAACAGUUGAAGAAACUUCAGGCCCAGAUGAAAGAUGUCAUCCGGGAGCUGGACGACACUCGCUUGUCCAGAGAUGAGAUCCUCACCCAGAGCAAGGAGACUGAGAAGAAGCUAAAGGGCAUGGAGGCUGACAUGCUGCAGAUGCAGGAGGAGCUGGCGGCUGCAGAGCGAGUAAAGAGGCAGGCCCAGCAGGAGAGAGACGAGCUGCAGGAUGAGAUCAAUAACCAGGCCGCCAAGAACGCUCAGGUUGCAGAGGAGAGGAGGCGACUGGAGGCUCGUAUUGCUCAGCUGGAGGAAGAGCUGGAGGAGGAGCAGUGCAACACUGAGCUGGUCAACGACAGGCUGAAGAAGGCAAUGCUUCAGACUGACCAGAUGAACGUGGAGCUGACUGCAGAGCGCAGCACCUCUCAGCGUGUCGAGGGGGCUCGUUCCCAGCUCGACCGUCAGAACAAGGAGCUGAAACUGAAGCUGCAGGAGCUCGAGGGAACGGUCAAGUCAAAGUACAAGGCCAACAUGGCCGCCCUGGAGGCAAAGAUUGCUCAGCUGGAGGAACAGCUGGAUAUAGAAACCAGGGAGAGGCAGACUGCCACCAAACUUGUGAGACGCAGCGAGAAGAAACUAAAGGAAGUCAUCCUGCAGGUGGACGACGAGAGGCGCAACACGGAGCAGUACAAGGACCAGGUCGACAAGUUGAACUCUCGCAUGAAGCAGAUCAAGCGUCAGCUGGAGGAGGCUGAGGAGGAGGCUCAGAGAGCCAACGCCAGCCGAAGAAAACUUCAGAGGGAGCUGGAGGACGCCACAGAGUCUGCUGAUGCCAUGAACCGUGAAGUCAACAGCCUCAAGAGCAAGCUCAGGCGUGGUGACCUCCCCUUCACCACACGCCGCACCAUUCCUCGCAGCAGUGGUGGCGGCGGUGAUAGUGAGGAGGAGAGCGAGGUGAAAACCGAGACCCCCGAGCCCAAGCCUGAAUGAACGGCGCCUCUCGACUCGUUUAUAAAUGACACCAUAAAUAGACCCAAAAACACACAUGAGCACACAUUACUGUAACUCCCAAAACGGAGACGCAAACAUACAAAUGUUGUCCAGAUUAGCCACAGGGAUGCAGAUUAACAUCUGAUCUCGCUCUUUCUCUCUCGCAGUGACGAUCUAUGCAUUCUCAAUGCACGCGCACACACACCAGACGCCAUUAAAGUGGGACAAUCACCAUACUGACAAACACACACUUUUGUUUUGUUUUUUUUUGGGGGGGGGGCAAAUUUCUCUGUUGCUUAAUUUUUCAUUCUCUUGGAAAAAUGAAAAUAUUUUUAUAAGGAAACAUUCCACGUGUAAUAGUCCCUUUAGGAUCUAUUUUUCUAACUGAAGAAAAAGAAGUAUAGAAAAAUGAAGACAGAUUACUGGAAGGGGGACCAAAGUAAUAUCUCAAUCUAUAGAAUAGUUUGGGGGUUUUUUUGUAUGCAGACAUUUUUAUAACGGUUAAGAAAGGAAGUGCUUCAUGUUUGUUAUGCUCUUGCCUUGGCCUAUAAAGGUGGUUUAUAUGCUGAAAUGUAUUCUAGCAAUUUAGCUGCAGUUAGCACUCGUGACUAUGCUUUUUGGGCUUGAUCAUUUUGUUACACACAUUUCAUGUGGAAACAUUAAAUUUGAAGGCUUUCAAGCAACAAAUUGGCAACUUGUUAAUCUAUUGAAGGUAUUUGAUUGCGACUGUGCUGAAAUUUCCUGAUUUUUAGCACUGCAUUUGGGUUGUGUUGGGGAAGGGGGGGCAUUUUAGCCUAGAUAUUAUCAUAAACCACUGCAUUUGUGUGUUUCAUUGACACGAAAAGCUUGAAAGUUUUGAAUACACUGUGCACAUCCCAAUUUAGUAUGUGUGCGCACACAGCCAACACACACUAAAGGCCUUAAAUGCAGCAGAAAUCUACUGGGCAGGGUCAUUGAUUUUUCUGUUUAUCCCCAUCAGUGUUUUGUUUAUUUGCUAAUGUUCAGGGUAAAGUUUAAAAGGGGUGGUGGGGUAGUCUCUUUACUCACAGCACACACUGUAUUCUCAGGGUACAGCUUGUUGACAGAAGUUGCUGAUUUUUAUCACAAACCAAAGGCACAUUCAUGUGAUACGGAUUGUAAUUUAUCACUUGUAUGCUAAAAUCUGACUGGCCUUUAAGAUGUCAUAUACCCCAGGUUCUGAGUAGAUGUAUCAGAUAAACGAGCAGUCUGUGUCUAGAUGAUGGAGAAACCCCAACAAGCUGUGCCCGAAGUAGCUUUUGGCUCACACUGCUGGAAAGUGAGAGGAAUGUGUCGUAACUUAAGACUUACAGCUCACAGUUUAAACAAUCACAUCUUUCGCACUUAAAGGAAAUCCAAAAGAGGGGGGGGAAGAAAAAAAAUUAAACUGCAUCUCGAUUAUUGUCAUGUUUUUCUGUCUGCACCUCUGGAAUGGAAAUCAUGUUGUGAAAUGUUGGAAUUAUUACGAUUAAAGAUGCUUUCUAAACUGC